UGUGUGUUACCAUGGCGAUGACUGCAGGGACUACAACAUCCUUUCCCAUGAGCAACCACACCCGCGAGAGAGUGACAGUGGCCAAGCUCACACUGGAGAACUUCUAUAGCAACCUCAUUAUCCAGCAUGAAGAGAGGGAAACCAGGCAGAAGAAGCUAGAAGUGGCAAUGGACGAAGAAGGCCUAGCAGACGAGGAGAAAAAACUGCGCAGGUCACAGCAUGCUCGCAAAGAAACAGAGUUUCUGCGACUGAAGAGAACGAGACUUGGCUUGGAUGACUUCGAAUCCUUGAAAGUUAUAGGAAGAGGAGCAUUUGGGGAGGUACGUCUUGUUCAGAAGAAGGAUACAGGUCAUAUUUAUGCAAUGAAGAUACUAAGAAAAGCAGAUAUGCUGGAGAAAGAACAGGUUGCCCAUAUCCGAGCAGAAAGAGAUAUAUUGGUUGAAGCAGAUGGAGCAUGGGUAGUGAAAAUGUUUUACAGUUUUCAGGAUAAAAGAAAUCUAUACUUAAUCAUGGAGUUUUUACCUGGAGGUGACAUGAUGACCUUGCUAAUGAAGAAAGACACCUUAUCAGAAGAGGAGACACAGUUCUACAUUUCUGAAACCGUGUUGGCCAUAGAUGCUAUUCACCAGCUGGGAUUCAUCCAUAGAGAUAUUAAACCAGAUAACCUUCUGCUGGAUGCUAAGGGUCAUGUAAAACUGUCUGAUUUUGGGCUAUGCACAGGUUUAAAGAAAGCUCAUAGAACUGAGUUCUACAGGAACCUUACACACAACCCACCAAGUGACUUCUCAUUUCAGAAUAUGAACUCAAAGAGAAAAGCAGAAACAUGGAAGAAAAACAGGCGACAGCUGGCAUAUUCUACUGUUGGGACCCCAGAUUACAUUGCACCAGAAGUAUUCAUGCAGACUGGGUACAACAAACUAUGUGACUGGUGGUCUUUGGGAGUGAUUAUGUAUGAAAUGCUAAUAGGGUAUCCACCUUUCUGCUCAGAAACACCACAAGAAACUUACAGGAAAGUUAUGAACUGGAAAGAAACUUUGGUAUUUCCUCCAGAGGUGCCCAUUUCAGAGAAAGCAAAGGAUUUAAUUCUAAGAUUUUGUACCGAUUCAGAAAACAGAAUUGGUAGUAAUGGAGUAGAGGAAAUAAAAAGUCACCCAUUUUUUGAAGGAGUGGACUGGGGACAUAUCAGGGAAAGACCAGCUGCGAUUCCAAUAGAAAUCAAAAGUAUUGAUGAUACAUCCAACUUCGAUGAAUUUCCUGAAUCUGAUAUUUUACAGCCAGUGCCAAACACAACGGAACCUGACUACAAAUCCAAAGACUGGGUUUUCCUCAAUUAUACCUACAAGAGGUUUGAAGGGCUUACACAGCGUGGCUCGAUCCCUACCUACAUGAAAGCUGGGAAAUUGUGAAACAGAACACAAACCCACGAAAAAUAAAAUUACAAACCUCAGGUAGCUGCAUCACCAGACCCGCUUGGCAUUAGUUAUCAAUAUAUUGACUCUGGUGCGCAUCAGUUUCACAAGGAAAUUCUACAGGAUUAGGAUUUCUAAGACUACUACUACUACAGGAAUUAGUUGGCAGUGCCAGCUGGCUUUUUUUUUUUUAAUAUUUGAAUAUUUUUGUUAACUUUAUUAUACAAAGGUACUGGAAUAAAAGGAACCAUACAUCCCUUUGUAACUGCACUGCCUAUGUGUGUAUAACAAUUAAUUACGCCUCUGUACUGUGGCUUUGUUUGUACUGUAACCCGUCUAAUCCACCCAGGAGUAAAACAUAUCAUUUUGUGCAGCAUUGUCGUUACACUGCUCACCUGGUGGGUUUUAGAUAUGCAGUAUAAAAAACCAUUGCCCACGUUUUCAAAAUCCUCUGUGCAGUUGCUCUAAGGGUAUUCCAGUUGUGGUCUGCAGGUGUCCCAUGAGCGUGGCAGCAGUGGAAUAUUUUAAAUAGCAGUGUCCUGUGGGGCCUACUGGUACACUCCCUGGUGUUGAUCCUCCCUGCUGGAGGGUUUCAUGAUCAGAUCAUCCCUUGUUCUGUGGGAUGUGGGCAGGGAGAUGGUCCCUUUGAUAUGCUUAAAAUGAUAGUUGGUGGGCCUUGUCAUUGAAGAUGAUGUUACUGUUUAUGAUGUUUGUACGUGUUGGCAAAUUCAGAAGAGAAAAAGGAAGAACAAUAAAGACUCUUAAUGGAGGAAAACUUUUUUCAGAUACCAAGUUCUGAAAAGAAAGCCAUUUCCAGGAUUGUUUUCUUGCCUCUUUUUUUUUUUUUUGAGACAAGUAAUCUUUUUGCUACUGAGAAUUCAAACAUCCUUUUCUGUCUGAGAAAAACUUAUCCUAGAGAAGUGAUGACAUUGCUGCUUUUUCCUUUUCAUCACCUUAAGAAGUUCCAGGCAGAAGGGAUCUCUUUGUACCCUUCUCUUUCCAGAAUACCUGCACCAGCCUCUGCCAAGCCAGAGGAAAUGGAGUGCCCUGCUAGACUCACUGUCCUGUAGGCUUUGUCUUCUUCUCGUGUCUCUCUCUGAUGUGAACCAUGGGAUUACAAGGGAUCAGCUGGGCCUGAAGACCAGUUACCAGGAAACAACCAACUGUGACUGAAUCAGGUGGAGAAUAUACUACCAUUCUUCUCAGUCUGCAGGACGGUGACAAACUGACAGCAGAGAUGAGUCAAGGAAAUGGAAGCAAAACCUCCCAUGUACUGGCUGUGAUUUUACUCAUCAGCUCAGAAGCUGUUCAGAACCAAACAGCAUUCCUUUAACAACUUGCUGGUAUCUGGUUGCUGGCAAAUGUUAUGUCUCUGCCUGUACUAGCAUAUUAUCUGCAGUGCUUUGAAUCUGUCUCAAUACAGUGGAGAUCUUUGAUGUCAUUUUCUGGUUACAAAAGGCUUACAGCAACGAACAAUUGACAAGUGAUUGAACAAGCAGAGUCACUGUUGCUGCAUUCCUCCUCUGGAAGCAAUGAAAGGCACUCUGGAGGCCUUGCAACACCCAUCAGAAUGAAGCACUGGAUGUUUUGUAGUGAUGUAGGGAUGUUUUGUAGGAUGUUUUGAUGAUGUGGUAGGGAGGACUCCAACUGACUGACUUUCAAGCGAAGUGGAAGUGUCUAUUUAUAAAACUAUCACAAAAAUAUUUAUUGCUGUUAGGCACCGUGGUGUCAGCUGUUCUGAAUUAUUUGUAUGCUUCAAAAACAUGCUGUGAACUGUUCAUCUGUUGCAUAAAAUUCCAUUUACCAGAAAGGUUUCUGUGCAUUAGUGGCUUACUGACCUGUGUGUUAUCUUCCCCGAUCCACCAGUUAUUACGUUUUUUAAGGGCUCCAGUGAUCUUUCCUCCAAUAUUUUAUCUCGCAUCAGGCAUCUGACAUCUGCUACUUAUGCUGAUUUUCCACAAAAAAAUUUAGUCUGCAGUUCAUUGAAGAGGAGUAUCCACUGCGUCAAAGUCCACCCAGUUAGCACAGUAUUGUGUCACGUUAUGGCUAAGCAAAACUUUGCUGAACAUUUAUGUUCAAUUUAAGCUAUUUUCCAUUUCCUUUCUUCCCAAAACUUAGAAUAUUUAACAUCACUUUACUCCUAUUGGGACAAGAUCCUUCUGGAAUUCUCUUGUGUUGUUCUUAGCCACGUUAACGUAGUGAGAGUAAUGUAGUGAGAGUCAACUGGAAUCCAUUCAGAAGUUGUCCACAAUCAGCAGCUCGUUUAAAUCCACCUCUGUACUCUGGGAUGUCUUUCUGCCUUGUAGAUUCUGAGGCAUCUAAGAGAGGGAAAUUAUUUGUCUGACAUUUGAUCUGUUCUACCAAGAAAGAGGAUCUUGGGCAGAAUAUAUACGAGGCACAAACUUGGCCCCAAAGGAUACUGCUAUUCAAAUGAGAAUUUUUCUUAGUUUUAAUUUCCAGUCUCAUUCGUGGGGCACUGCGCAGCAGAAGUGGAAUUCCUGUGAGCACUGCAUUUCAAAAGACCACAGUUACCCUAUUUGCCUAACAUAAAAAGAAGCCUUUGCUUGAGCUUGCUAAGACGAGAUAAAUCUCAUGGAAACUGCAAAUGCUCAGUAAUACUGGUGAUUUUUUUUUUUCCUGUGGGGUUUGAGGGAGGGCAAAUAAACACACGUUUAAUUUAAAGCUAUCUAUUAUACAACUGUGUCUGUACAUAUUCACUGGUUUACAAACUCGGGAAAAAGCUCAAUCCUUAUACUCGUAACACUAAAGAUAAUAAGCAUUUAAAAUUGAGGACGGUUAAUCAUAUCAGUGCUCACAUAGGAGUUAUAUCCUUCGGGAAACAGCCUGCAGCCUAUUUAGCAUAAAAUCCUGUAUCGUGGUAGUUGAAUUUAUUUUUUUGAAAACAUAGCAUUAUUUUAACCAAUAAGUCAAGUUAAACAAAAUAUUAACUACUGCUUUUAGGAAUAUAGAAUUUUUUUAAAGAUAAAACUGUGACACUGUAAUAGGUUAAAGAGAACAGAAGGUUAAUCUACACUGGCUUUCAGAAAAUGGAAGUGUGACAUAUCUCUUCCUUUGUUAUUUUUGUCUUACUUGUUUGGACGGUUGUUUUUUUUUUCUUCCUUUGGUGAUGUUAGUCACUGUGCCAUUUAUUUUUUGUAUUCUUGGAGUACCAAAGAUCCUGAAAUGGCUUGAUGAUUGCAACCAUGUCAAAAUUUAUUUUCUGGAAGUGAGUUUUGUUAACUUUGUUUAAAUGUGGAUUUAUGUGCACAAAUUGAUAUCAGAGGUUUGCUGGGAAGAUUGCAGCAGGGAAAACUUGAGUGCGUCAGCGGAAGGAGUGAGCCUGAAUCCGAAUUCUGGAUCUAAAUAUGCCAAAACGGAGGAGGAAGUUUGGAUCGGAAAACACAGCUGAGCUUUUGCACUUUGUUCCAUCUCUAAUCGGCGUGAGCGCGUGGCCUUGGGUACAGAACAGCAGCAGAGGUUGUUUCAAGUACAAAAGGAGUUUUUAAAAAAUUGCCAGCAUUCACAAAUCAAGUAUUGUUGAUACUGCAUUUGCACUGUUAAAUUUGCCUUGCUGGAGAGUUAUAUAAGUGUUAUUUUUAUAGGUCAAUUGUCAAACACCUGAGUCGUCGGAUACAGUAUGGAAUAACAGCGUGAUAUGGGUGAAUUCACCUAAGUGCAAAGGGGCUUGCUGAAAGCUCUCCACACUACUAAGAAGAAUGGGCGUAAGCAGUACAAGGGCGUUGUGUUGGCUCCUUGUAACGAGGUGACUUUCCUCCUCUGCGACAGCAAGUAGGGAAUACUGCUGUUUAGCCCGGUUAUACUGUAAUGCUUAGGAAGUGCUCUCACUUUUUCAGUAACAUGAGCAAUUACAAGCAUUGUAACAUACUGUACUUUGUCAUUUUAAUGUUGAUAUAUUACAGCAGCUUGUUCUUGGAGUCAAAAUGGCAACUGCUAUAUUUUUCCUAGACUAUUUCAUUAGUUGUGGUUGGGAAAGUUACAUAGAUGCAUUAUAAAAAUUUAUAUGAGGCUUUUUACAGCAUUUGAAAAUAAAAGUAGCAUUCUUUUUGUAGA
Numida meleagris (helmeted guineafowl) is the source of this 5480-nucleotide messenger RNA. RefSeq names its product serine/threonine kinase 38 like (gene STK38L). The record is from RefSeq and is a predicted model, not a curated record. Lineage: Eukaryota; Metazoa; Chordata; Aves; Galliformes; Numididae. The transcript is spliced from 13 exons. Gene Ontology annotation, biological process: intracellular signal transduction; peptidyl-serine phosphorylation. Gene Ontology annotation, molecular function: protein serine/threonine kinase activity; ATP binding. The coding region runs from base 12 to 1406 and encodes 464 amino acids.